Rotaria socialis is the source of this 753-nucleotide messenger RNA. Lineage: Eukaryota; Metazoa; Rotifera; Eurotatoria; Philodinida; Philodinidae. The record is from the annotation of a GenBank genome assembly.
AUGUCGGAUAAAGAUCGUUAUAAUGUCUUUCCAUCACGAAUGGCUCAGACAAUCAUGAAAGCUCGUUUGAAAGGUGCUCAAACAGGUCAUAACUUAUUAAAAAAGAAAGCAGAUGCAUUAGCGAUUCGUUUUCGUUCAAUAUUAAAGAAAAUUAUUGACACCAAAUUAUUAAUGGGUGAUGUUAUGAAAAUCGCUGCCUUUUCGUUAGCUGAAGCUAAAUUUUCAAUGAGUGGAGAUUUUACGCAAGUUGUUAUUCAAAGUGUUAGUAAAGCACAAAUUAAAAUCCGUUCGAAACGAGAUAAUGUUGCCGGUGUAAUUUUACCUUCAUUUGAAUCAUUCAAUGAUGGAGGAGAUACCUUUGAAUUAACUGGAUUGGGUCGAGGUGGUAUGCAAUUACAAAAAUUGAAACGCAAUUAUGCUGACGCAAUAAAAAUCCUAAUCGAACUAGCUACACUUCAAACAUCAUUCCUUAUACUUGAUGAUGUUAUUAAAGUAACUAAUCGACGUGUAAAUGCUAUUGAACAUGUUAUUAUACCAAAAAUAAGUCGAACAAUAACUUAUAUCGUAUCAGAAUUGGAUGAAAUGGAGCGUGAAGAGUUUUAUCGUCUUAAAAAAGUGCAAGAAAAGAAAAAACAAAUCCGAGCGCUUCAAGAAAAGAAUCGAGCUGCAUUGAUUGAACAAGGUCUUCUAACUGGAAACGAAGAUGAACGAAAUCUUUUAGAUCAAGAGCCUGAAGAUGUUCUUUUUCUUUAG